Culex quinquefasciatus (southern house mosquito) is the source of this 1553-nucleotide messenger RNA. RefSeq names its product succinate--CoA ligase [ADP/GDP-forming] subunit alpha, mitochondrial (gene Scsalpha1). Gene Ontology annotation, cellular component: mitochondrion; succinate-CoA ligase complex (ADP-forming). Gene Ontology annotation, biological process: tricarboxylic acid cycle. Bases 247 to 1239 code for a protein of 330 amino acids. Gene Ontology annotation, molecular function: succinate-CoA ligase (ADP-forming) activity; succinate-CoA ligase (GDP-forming) activity. Lineage: Eukaryota; Metazoa; Arthropoda; Insecta; Diptera; Culicidae. The record is from RefSeq and is a predicted model, not a curated record. The transcript has 5 exons.
CAAAGUGCAAAUCCCUUUCAACAGUGCCGAAUCGACCCAUUUCCCGUACGGUUUGAAACAUUUUCGUUGGUAAUUUACGAUAUUCUCAGAUGUACAUAGAUAUUCUUGUUCCGUCAAACCUUACAUAAACGUCAUUGCAAUCAGUAGGCUCCAUUCUCAUUCUCUCACAUCAGUGUUUGUAGAAUCUCGUCCAACUUCUUGUCCGUUUCCGAGCGACUCCAGUUGGAGAAUUAUUGAAUAGUGAAAAUGGCUGCUUCGGGAAUGGUGCGACUGUUUUCUCGGGUUAAACUUGAUGGCCGAAACGUUGGCGUUCGCUUCGCUAGCUACGAGUCGACUCGCAAAAAUUUGAAACUCAACGCCAACUCUAAAGUGAUCUGCCAAGGAUUCACCGGCAAACAGGGUACAUUCCAUUCCCAGCAGGCCAUCGAGUAUGGAACCAAACUGGUUGGCGGAGUUUCACCCGGAAAGGGCGGUAAAACGCACCUCGAUCUGCCCGUGUUCAACUCGGUCAAGGAGGCAAAACAAGCUACGGGAGCGGACGCCACCGUGAUUUACGUCCCUCCGCCCGGGGCUGCCAAAGCGAUUCUUGAGGCAAUCGAAGCCGAAAUGCCACUGAUUGUCUGCAUCACCGAAGGCGUUCCGCAGCACGACAUGGUGAAAGUAAAGCAUGCCCUGCUGGCCCAGGAAAAGUCCCGGCUGGUUGGACCUAACUGUCCCGGAAUCAUAGCGCCAGAGCAGUGUAAAAUUGGCAUCAUGCCAGGUCAUAUUCAUAAGCGUGGAAAGAUUGGUGUCGUUUCUCGUUCCGGCACUCUUACGUACGAAGCAGUGCACCAAACUACCGAAGUUAACUUGGGUCAAACUCUGUGCGUUGGUAUCGGCGGAGAUCCUUUCAACGGCACCGACUUUAUUGACUGCCUCGAGGUGUUCCUCAAGGAUCCGGAAACAAAAGGAAUCAUUCUGAUCGGAGAAAUCGGCGGUGUGGCCGAGGAAAAGGCUGCCGAUUAUUUGAUGCAAUACAACCAGGGUAUCAAGGCAAAACCCGUGGUUUCAUUCAUCGCCGGAUUGUCCGCACCGCCCGGUCGACGUAUGGGACAUGCCGGUGCCAUUAUUUCGGGCGGCAAAGGAGGCGCUCAGGAUAAAAUCAACGCGCUUGAAAAAUCCGGAGUGAUUGUGACCAGAAGUCCAGCCCAGAUGGGCAAAGAAUUGUACAAGGAAAUGAAGAGAUUGGAGCUGGUCUAAAGACAAAUGAUGAAUGGAAACCAUUGCUAACGUUUACAAAUCAUUGCUAUCCACGUAGCAACAGUUUUGCCAAUGUUUCUUUGCGUUAUCAUUUGUCCACGGUGAAACUAUGUUUUCAUUAAAAAAAAAUAAAAACUAAAUUAUUUUGUUAUAUUCAAUGUUAAAUUCACUUCGUUGCAAAAUCAAUUAUUUCAGCAUUUUUCUACUGGUUUUUGAACUCAAAAUUAAUUUACAUUCAUCAUUCAUAGUAAUACCUACGAUAACUACAACAGAAAAGUACAGUUAUGAAUAAAGAUAUACGAAAGAUCAACAAA